This is a messenger RNA of Marasmius oreades (fairy-ring Marasmius), 3360 nucleotides long. RefSeq lists its product as uncharacterized. NCBI's taxonomy places the organism in Eukaryota, Fungi, Basidiomycota, Agaricomycetes, Agaricales, Marasmiaceae. The record is from RefSeq and is a predicted model, not a curated record. Gene Ontology annotation, molecular function: alpha-L-arabinofuranosidase activity; beta-glucosidase activity; xylan 1,4-beta-xylosidase activity. The coding region runs from base 240 to 2807 and encodes 855 amino acids. Gene Ontology annotation, biological process: xylan catabolic process; arabinan catabolic process; glucan catabolic process. The transcript has 14 exons. Gene Ontology annotation, cellular component: plant-type cell wall.
ACUUCAACUCCCACCAAUCAUCUUAUAUUUCCCUCCAUCUCCUUCAUGUCUCUUGGAACCCUCGAUGUCUCUCUGGAUAAACGAUACCGCCAAAAUACCAACAAUCAUUCACGUCCCUGGCCAUAGGUUAUGAUUCCAGAAGUUGCGGUCACCAGACACCCUCAUAAACGAUUCUCCCACAGCGGAAUCUUCGCAAGCUCUCAGGAGAAAGUCGGACCUUACGUUCUUCUCGUUCGGAUAUGAGGGUAGCUGCACUGUUUAGCUUCAUCUCACUUUUCGUGACAACGGCACGCGGAUGGAGUCAACUGUGGCCAGAGCGGUUCAGCUUCUCGGAUAGUAAUACUGUGCAGCAGAGCGUAGGAAGGACGGACAGAGACGCGUUUGUAAAAGAUUUGGUUGAAAAAAUGAGGAUUGAGGAGCUCGUUAUACAGCUUCAUCUGAUGUUUGCAGACAACGUUGUCGGUCCAAACUCAACCAACGAGCUCUUCGACUUCGCUCUUCUUCCUGCCCCGCCAGAUACUGGCCUUGGCGUCGUUCACGAUUGGUACCCGACUUCUCCGACAUUCUACAAUGACUUGCAGCAGCUCAAUCUCGACAAAUCACGUCUUAAAACGCCCUUCAUGCUUAUUGAGGAGUGUCUACAUGGUGUAGGAUCUUUCAAACAAUCCAUGUUUCCCCAAGCUAUUGCACUAUCCGCUUCAUGGGAUGAAGAUCUCGUCUGGCGAGUUGGACGAGCGAUUGGUACAGAGGCUCGGGCGAUAGGAAUCCAUGCUUGUUUUGCGCCUGUUUUGGACCUUGGGAAGGAUGUACGGUGGGGUAGAGUACAAGAGGCUUGGGGAGAAGACCAUGUCCUGACAUCGCACAUGGGCGUCGCGUUUGCAUCUGGUCUUUCGAAGAACGGAUCCUGGUCCGAUUCCGACGCCGUUAUUCCAGUCAUGAAGCACUUCGCGGCCCACGGGUCUCCUCAAGGUGGAAUAAAUGCAGCUCCAUUCAUGGGACGGGGAAAUCGUCAGCUUAUGAUGGAGAUGUUGAUACCAUUUCGAGAUGCGGUACAGAAAGGCUUUACAAAGGGGGUUAUGAUGGCAUACCACGAAUAUGACGAGAUACCAGCGCAUGUCAAUCCAGUUUUCUACGAUGCGUUAGAUGACUGGGGAUUCGACGGCUUCGUAAUAGCAGACGAUACCGGGAUGAGAAUGUUGUCUGGUAGUCAUCGAGUGGCGAGCACUACGGCGGAUACCAUAUCUCAAUGGUUCAACGCCGGAGGAAUGCUGCAGUUUUAUGAUUACGAUCUGCCCACCUACCUCAACACGAUCAAAGCUCUGGUCGCCAACUCUACUGUCUCUCUCGACACCAUCAAGGCGCACGCUUCCAGAAUCCUAGGCGUCAAAUACGACCUUGGGCUCUUCGACGAUCCAUUUAUCCCUCCCGGAAUCGACUACCAAACCAUCACGCACGAACAUGUUCCCCUUACCCUCGAAGCAGCGCAGAAAGCCAUUGUGCUUUUAGAGAAUAGGAACAAUACGUUACCUCUGAAUCCUAAGAACCAGGGUAUAAAGACUAUCGCUUUGGUUGGCCCAUUCGGAGAUACCCUCAACUAUGGCGAUUACGCUGGUCCUUGGGGGGCAUAUCCUGUAGCCAACUCGAGUACUAUUCGGCAGGGAAUCCUCGGAUACCUUAUCGGCGAAAAUGAAGACAUUCGACUUUUGACGAGUACUGGAGCUAAUACUUGGUUGUAUAAUGCUCAGUACCCGAUCCCUACUUAUCUGCUCUCACCACCUCCAAAUUCGAAUUCUUCCUUUUCUUCUUCUGCGUCAGGAAACGUUAAUGUUACUGGUGGCCUCCGAGCUACGUAUUUCGCCGAUACCAAUUUCACGAAACCUAUCUUUACGACUAUCGAAGCUCCGAACCGGGAUUGGGGGUUAUACCCUCCACUUGGAUUACCUUCCAAUAAUUUUAGUGUUAUUUGGGAGGGUGAGAUUACGCUUCCGUUUGAUGAUCGUUCUGGGUCUGGGAGCGUUGAAGGAGAUAUCCAAGGGUUCAUAGGGGUUGGGAUAUCACCGAACUCGACUGCACGUCUGUUCAUUGACGAGAAACUUGUUGUGGAAUCUCCGUUUUCGGAGUCGAGUAAUAUCCUAGGGAACAUCCCACCGCUUGUGUAUAGCGUUGUGAAUGGGACGGCGGCUCCGCCUGGUGGUGUGCCUUUUACGUUUGCAAAAGGGGAAGUGGAAAGGAAGAGGGUGGGUGUGAGGGUUGAGUUUCAGACGUGGAAUUUGUAUCAGAAAGUUGAGAAUGUGAAUUCGGUUAAUUCGCAAGUUGAACUUUGGUGGAAUUUGGUGGAUAGGAGGGAGGGGGAGGCUGUUAGACAGGCUGUUGAGAUAGCUAGGGCAGCUGAUGUUAUGGUGUUGGCGGUUGGAGCGAAUUGGAAUAGUGAUGGGGAGAGUGGAGAUCGUGCUACGCUGGGGUUGUCGGCUAAUCAGACUGUACUCGCAGAUGCAAUAUUCGCGUUGGGAAAACCUGUAGUGCUUGUACUGCAAGGAGGACGACCGUUUGCGAUUCCUGAUUAUUAUGCGAAAUGUGCGGCUGCUAUCAGUGCGUUCUUCGCAGGUCAAUCUGGUGGCCAGGCUAUUGCGGAUGUUUUGUUUGGGAAAGUGAAUCCGGGUGGCAGGAUACCGCUUAGUGUUCCGUUUGACGAAGGAACGCUGCCUUCUUUCUAUAAUUACCAUUCUACGGCGCAUGGUCCAGAAUAUACUGAUAUCUCUUCCUUACCAACGGUGACCGGGCUUCCUCAUUCCUCCGUGGAUCUCUAACAUUUAACACCAUUUUGUAGUACUUCUUUGGUUACGGGCUGUCGUAUACCACGUUUAGCGUGGCAGACUUUAACGCUACUUCAAAUACAUUCGCAGCUGGAGAAACGAUUCAUUUCCAUGUUCGAGUUUCGAAUGAGGGUGAUGUCGCUGGGAGUUACGUUGCUCAGGUAUACCUCUUACAACGUGUAUCUGCCAUCGUCAAACCGGCACGCCAGCUAGUUGCGUUCAAACGCGUGUAUCUCGAUGGUGGAGAGUCUGUAGAGAUAACGAUGGAUUUGGAGGUGAAUAGGUUUUUGCCUAUUGUGAAUCGGAGAUAUGUUUGGGAGUUGGAGAAGGGUGAUUAUACGUUUGUUUUGUUGGAUGAUGGAGGGCCGGAGGCGCGUCGAAGGGGGAGUGUUACGUUGAAGUGUGUGUAGGGUUGUACCGGUGGUGUUAACGGAAACUGAGUAAACUAAAACUAACGGGAUUGUUUUUUUCGAAGUGAAGUUGAUUGGAUGGAUAGUCCGCCAGCUCUGGUGAUUGUAUAUUGAUAUAUUGUUAAACCUUUUAAACC